GAAAGUCAUUCUUCUUAACCACACGCUACAUUUUAGUAGGAUUAGUCCAUAUGCAUAUCAAAAUAGGUCAUUUAUUCGGAAAAGAAAUGUCACGAUAGUGUUGGUGUAAAUAUUUGUAAUAAAGGAAUAUAGGCACGAUAAAAAAAAAGGAUAAUGAAAACUGACCAGCACCACUCUUACGAUAGAGGGCGUGAUAUAGUGACGUCACUCCUUGUCGUUCUGUUGCUAGGGGUGAUUGCAAGUAUCUGUUUAAUAUACAUUCAGCUUGUGGGGGUUCAAAAUGAACUCAGUGAAUUGAAACACCUACGAGAUCUUAAUUUGAAGAAUGAAUUUCAUCGUAAGUCCAAGGAAGCCCGGGAAAGUCAAAAGAGGACCGAUGUAGAAAACGCAGAGAAACGACAGACUGCCAGUUCUUUUGUACAAGAGCUACUGCUUGCCCAGGCUCACAUUCUGGAAUCACACUGUGCAAACGACAGUCGGCUGUGCAUGAGAGGUCCAAAGGGAGAGAAGGGUGAUCCGGGUCUUUCAGCCAAACCUCUGACUGUACCAACGCCAGUAACUGGCCAGUGCGCAUGCUUAGAUGAGCCAAAAAUAGGACAACUUUUGAAUACUGUAGCAAAAGCUGGAGAUGACGUAGACAUCACGUGUUCAGUAACCGGAAACCCAACUCCAUAUGUUAAAUGGAUCAAAAAUGGCGUUACUAUUUCAACAAAAAGUGUUCUUCAUUUAACAAAUGUAAACCAAGCGACAUCAGGGAAUUAUACAUGUGUGGCACAAAACAUAAUUGGAACACGCUCGAAAACUAUUGUUCUAAAUAUUCAAUAA
Molecule: messenger RNA, 825 nt
Organism: Saccostrea cuccullata (small rock oyster)
Lineage: Eukaryota; Metazoa; Mollusca; Bivalvia; Ostreida; Ostreidae
Exons: 5
Coding region: 154-825 (223 amino acids)
Source: RefSeq, a predicted model, not a curated record